Molecule: messenger RNA, 2844 nt
Organism: Suricata suricatta (meerkat)
Lineage: Eukaryota; Metazoa; Chordata; Mammalia; Carnivora; Herpestidae
Gene: ZDHHC24
Product: zinc finger DHHC-type containing 24
Exons: 3
Coding region: 8-862 (284 amino acids)
Biological process (GO): protein targeting to membrane; peptidyl-L-cysteine S-palmitoylation
Cellular component (GO): Golgi apparatus; endoplasmic reticulum
Molecular function (GO): protein-cysteine S-palmitoyltransferase activity
Source: RefSeq, a predicted model, not a curated record
CCAGGCCAUGGGGCAGCCCUGGGCGGCGGGGAGCGCGGAGGGGGCGGCCGCGCGGCUGCCCCUCGUGCUCACUGCGCUGUGGGCCGUGGCUGUGGGCCUGGAGCUGGCCUAUGUGCUGGUUCUGGGUCCCGGGCCGCCCCCGCUGGGACCCCUGGCUCGGGCCUUGCAGCUAGUGCUGGCCGCCUUCCAGCUGCUCAACCUGCUGGGCAACGUGGGGCUCUUCCUGCGCUCCGACCCCAGCAUCCGGGGCGUGAUGCUGGCCGGCCGUGGUCUGGGCCAGGGCUGGGCUUACUGCUACCAGUGCCAGAGCCAGGUGCCACCACGCAGUGGGCACUGCUCCGCCUGCCGCAUCUGCAUCCUUCGUCGGGACCACCACUGCCGCCUGCUGGGCCGCUGCGUGGGAUUCCACAACUACCGGCCCUUCCUGUGCCUGCUGCUUCAUGCUGCGGGCGUCCUGCUCCAUGUCUCUGUGCUGCUGGGCCCUGCCCUGUCGGCCCUCCUGCGCGCCCAGGCGCCCCUCCACACCGCCGCCCUCCUCCUGCUGCCCUGGCUCAUGCUGCUCACAGGCAGAGUGUCUCUGGCGCAGUUUGCCUUGGCCUUUGUGACUGACACGUGCGUGGCAGGUGCACUGCUGUGCGGGGCUGGGCUGCUCUUCCAUGGGAUGCUGUUGCUGCGGGGCCAGACCACGUGGGAGUGGGCUCGGGGCCAGCACUCUUAUGAUCUGGGCCCUUGCCACAACCUGCAGGCGGCGCUGGGGCCCCGCUGGGUCCUUGUGUGGCUCUGGCCCUUCCUGGCCUCCCCCUUGCCCGGAGACGGGAUCACCUUCCAGACCGCAGCUGACGUGGGCCUCACAGCCUCCUGACUCCGGGAGGAGCCAGAGCUGUUGGGGGAGAGGGGAGCAAAGAGGGGGCUCCUAACUCAUCUCAGGCCCGCCCCUCGCCUCCGGAGGGGAGGUGCAUUGGUACUUAAUGCCUUUCUGCAGCUCCAGUCCCAUCCUUGGCCUUGCCCCUGCCCAGCUUGGACCCCAGUGUCCAGGGCGUGGGCCCUGCAUCUCUGCCUCCGUUGGCCCUCUGGUAUAGUGGUGGGUUUGGCAAGGGGCUACCUGGCCAGCCUAAUCACCCCUUUGCCAGGUUAAUAAAGCGCUCCCUUGGUUCUUGGACUCCCUCCCUCUUUCUGGGCUUCUGGUCCCUCACUGUUGCCCGGGCCACUGCUUCUGGUUCCUCUUAUUGUCAGGCAUGGGACCCACAGGAUGCCUGGGGCAGGCCUGGGGCACAGCGGGCCAGGCUGCACGUAGUGACCCAGGGACCGGGAAUGCGACAUUCUUUCCCUGGUUCACGCUUUAUCAUCAAGAGCAUCGCCGCAGCACUCACUGUGCCUCUCUGGCUAAUCUGGUACCAGGGGCAACAGUUGUGAGAGCUGAUGUGCUAAGACCCUGGGGCAGUGAAUGGAGGAGUCAGGAUUUGAACCCAGAUAUUUAUGCUUUCUCCUUCGCCCUGCACAGCUGAGCAAAGUGGAUAGCAAAAUCAAGGCAGAGAACUCGGGGGGAGAUGGUCAGGCCUCUGAAGGGUGGCGCUCGCAGGCUAAGCUCUUCCGCUCUGGACUCUCCGGAGCUUCCUGGAAAAGUCUUACUUAAAUACAGUAAACAGACUUCCUGUUAAAUGUGGCAGGUUUAAACACAUGGGUUUACCUCUCUUUCCUCUUAAAAUCUAAAAGGAUAGUAAAGAAAUAAAAGAUAUAAAUUUGCAAGGAGAGAGAAAAGUAGGAGGGAAACAGUAACAGACCAAAGAACCUGAUGAUGUUUAGAGCGAUGGGAAGUGGAUGGAGGCUCAUUUACUCUCUGAGCAGAGAAUUAGAAGUUAAUCAAAUGUUCCUAGAGGGAGGGCCCGAGAGGCAGUCCUGGUGGCUCCGGAACUCUCCUGGCACCAUGGAAGGCAGGGUUUGGGACUGACAGUCAGGGGACUGACCCACAGUCUCUAUGAGGGGCAGCUGGGUUGCCCUCCCCCCGGGCCACACCCCACCCCUCGCAGCCACGCAGCUACCCUUCUAGGGUGGAGAUGGGGGCUAUUCGAAGAAGCUUUGGGUCUCAGGGGCACUGGGGAGGAUGGGGGGGAGGGGCUGGACCAAAAAUGGGAUUAAGUGAAAAAGUCUAUAGAUGCUGCCGAGGGUGGGGGUGGGGGGCAGAUAUCAUCCUGUGACAUGGCAGGCUUGUCACCCAGGAGGUCCAUCCUUCUGAUAGGCCCCGCCCAUGCCCACAGAGGUUUGAGCUGCUAGUAAGGAGACGCAAGAAAAUAUUCAUAAAACAAAGAGAAACUCCCUCCCCACUUCUUUGAAGUCCCUGCUGGGCCCUCCCUCAUAGAGAAAACACUGCACCCUCUACGUCAUUCCCUUGCUUUGCCUUGUAAUCACAUUACCUACGUUCGUAUCGGUUUUGCAUGUUUUUGAAUUUUAUAUAAAUGGAAUCAUACCGUUUAUUCAUUCACUCAAUAUUAUGUUUCUGAGAUUUAUCCAAAUCAACGUGUACAGCUGUGGGGCAUUCCUUUUCCUUGCUGGAUAGCGAGCCACAGAAUAUACCACAAUUUGUCCCUUUUGUCUCACUGGUCAUUUUACCUGCCCCUAUUGUAUGACUUCCUAAGAUCCAUCCUUGGUCCUGGCUCUGCCACAUAAAUUCUAGAACCCACGUGUUCAAUUCCCCCAAUAAAAAAUCCCUUUGAGUUGUGAAUGGAACUCAACUGAAUCUGUAGAUCAGUUUGGGGAAUAUCAACAUCUAUAUGAAAUUGCAUUUUCCAGUCAUGAACAUGGUGUAUCUAUUAGAUGUUUUCAAUAAAGUUAUAUACUUUUUCUUAA